AUGGAAGGUCAAGAGGUGCUAUCAGAGGUCUCCACCGCCGAGUCGCUGCUCAGCGCCGCCGCCGCGGCGGAGCGGCACGCGCCCGCGCCCGAGGCGGCGUCGGCCGCGGCGUCGGCCGCGGCGCAGCUGCUAGUGCGGGAGCGGGUUUGGGAGCGCGAGCACGGGGCCGCCGCGCCCGCCGCGCCGGGGUUGGGCGAGGCCGCCGGCGACAGCGAUGCGGAGGUGGCGGCGCGCGCGGCCGCGACGGUCGUGCUGAACGGGAACGGCACCUCGCACCACGCGGCCGGGGCCAACGGCAGCGGCGGCGGCAACGGCAGGGGCGUGCGCCCGAGCGGCGGCGGCAGCGGCGGCGGGCCCACUGAGUUGGUGGCCGGGGCCCCCGGCGAUGCCACAUUCAGCGGUAGCAGCAACAGCAGUAGCAGAAACGACAGCAGCACGAGCAGCAGCAGAGACAAUGGCGCGGCGGAGGAGCAGCAGCGGCAGCAGCAGGCCCAGGACCAGCAGCAAGAGCAGGAGCAGGAGCAGGAGCAGGAGCAGGAACAGCGGCCUGGCUCGCCAGACGGCGAGCACCAGCAACAAGGCCAGCCGUGGUGGGCGGCCGCGAUUUCAUGGCUCCCCAACCAGCAACAGCAGCAGCAGCAGCGUAGCACUGCCAAUCCCGACAGGCAGAGACAGCAGCAGGAGAAGGAGAGGCAAAAACAGCUCAAGGAGGCGACGCGGCUGGAAAAGCAGCGGCGGCACCAGAUAGAGAAGCAGCAGCAGCAGCUGUUACGGCAGCAGCGGAAGGAGCAGCAGCAGCAGCAACAGCAGCAGCAGCGUUCGCAGGACGACGGGGCCGCGCAGGGCCUGGCCGAGCAGCAGCAGCAGCAGGGCUGGUGGGACAGCGUGAUGCAGUCCGACUUUGUCCGCGGCCUGCCAGGCUUCGGGCCUCCCGGCGACGACGUGGAAAGAGCGCGGAAGAAGGCCGAGGAGGCGGCGGCGAAGGAGGCGGCGGCCCAGCAGCAAGAGCAGCAGCAGCAGGAGGAGCGGGACGGCGGCGCCGACAAGCCGUGGUGGGAGCCCCUCGUAUCAUGGCUCCCCCGCGGCGGCGGAGGCAGCGACGACGAGCAGCAGCAGCAGCAGCAGCAGCAGCAGCAGCAGCAGGGCGAGCCCCGCGGCGCCGACGGCAGCCGGCCGGUCGAGGCGAUCGUGAUCCCGCCAGAUCUCCCCCUGGAGGAGAUCGCGCUCGAGGUUGCGCGCCUCAAGGCGGAGAGCUGGCGCAGCAAGGAGGACCACGUAGAGUCGCUGUGGGCGCGCACCGUCGAGCGCAACGACCGCAGCUGGCUGAUGCUGCUCGCGUUCCUCAUGACCGUCGCUGUGGGUCUGCUCGCCGUCGUGGCCUGGCGGCUGCAGCAGCUGCAGGCCGGUGGCGGCGGCGGCGCACCGGGCGCGGACGGGCUGCCGGCGCCGGCGGACGCGGCUCUGAUGGUGAUCGGCCUCGCGGCCGCGUUCGCGUCGCAGUGGAUGUGA
Messenger RNA from Monoraphidium neglectum, 1509 nucleotides. RefSeq lists its product as hypothetical. NCBI's taxonomy places the organism in Eukaryota, Viridiplantae, Chlorophyta, Chlorophyceae, Sphaeropleales, Selenastraceae. The transcript has a single exon. The record is from RefSeq and is a predicted model, not a curated record. The coding region runs from base 1 to 1509 and encodes 502 amino acids.